AUGUAUAGCGUUAACAAUAUAUCUAAUUGUUCAAAAAGCGCCAAAAUGGAUUAAGUGUAAUCAAAGACUCAUAAAAUAUAAAAAAAAUGGAAAAAUGAAGAAGCCAAAAAGGUAAACAAUAAGAACUAUUUACUCUUUAUUGAGGAGAAUUCCAGAUUUAAAGGCUUUAAUUUUCCUCAUAAAAAUAACUAAUACUCUCAUACAAAUAUAUUAUCAUCUGACGAAUCAACUUACAAUUCCUCUUCCAAUACCGAAAUAGAUAAAAAGACUUAGUAAUCAGACAUCUUUGACAAUUUUUCCUCAAGCGCUUUGUAAUUAACCCAGAAAAAUGAUUAGCUUUAUCCUUUAAGUUCUGUUAUUUGUCAAAAUAAUACUUCAUAAAUGAUGAACUAAAAAUAUUAUCAAUUAAAUGCUACUCCAAUAAUUCUUAUAGAACCCAGCGAGUCAAAAUGCUUUUGCCUAUACAAUGAAGUUGUUCUUGAUUUUGAUCUCUUGGAUGAGUAUAAAUAUAUUUACUAGAAAUCUUUGACGUAGGUGCUUUCUUCUUUUAAAAAGGUGAACCAAAUUUAAAAGCUAAAUAAUGGUGAUCUAAUUGAAGUUUAGUAAGAAAGUUUUUCAAACCCAAUAUUAGAAUUUACUUUCUUAAUUAACUAGCUUAAAUCCUUAAAUAAUAGUGAAGCUUAUAGGUGGUCUUAAGCUCUUCAUGUAUUUUAAUAAAAAACAUAAUCCCAAAUAAAUUACAUCACUAGUCUUAAGCAAUAAGAAGGAUAAUCUUAAAAAUUAAAAAAUUUAUUUGCUUAACGCAAACAAUUUGCCUUUUAAAAGGCUUAAAAAUUAUCUAAGCUAAUUCCUAGAAAUCAAUAUUGCAUGUAUAUUGUAUAUAAUUUUGAUUAUGAGAGCUUAACUGUCAGAUAGUCUCACACUGGAUAUAGCAGAAAGCUUCUUGACAUUAUGGGAAUUUCUAUGCAAGAUGCUCCAUCUGUUUUUCUAAGAAAAGGUCCACUUGAUUUAAUAAACAAAAAAACUCAUACAUGGAAUAUGCUCUUGGCAGCAAUACAAUUAACAGGACAUCCAAAGUAGGAAGUAAUUGAUAUUGCAGAAGGGGAAACAUUCAUUUAAACGUUGGAUGACAUAUAACUGCAUGCAAAAAUUAGCAUUAAAACUAACAACCUAACAUUUUAAUAUGAUAGCCACAACAAUAUAGAUUUACCUAUUUAAGAUGAUAUGAUGGUUGAAAUCUUUUAUGAAAUAGAUGAAGAAAAUCUAACAAAAUUCUAUAAGAAACGCAAAGAAAAGAGAAUCCUUGAAUCCUUCUCAAUUUAUGACAUAAUAGAUGGAGAAUUUGAAUAUUUAAUGGAAGUUGAGAAUUUCUUAUAAAAGUACUACGAAGCAAAUAUUUCUUCAUUAUCAUAAAAGAAAAAAGCUGAGUUUGAUUUAAAAAACAAACAAAAAAAUGGUGUACAAAAUUAAUGUUUGGUUAAAAGUGAGAACAAUAAAUAUUAUAGCCUAUCAGACUCACAUAUAAUUUCUAAGAAUUUGGAUAAAAUGAUCAAUAAAGAUUCCUCUAUAAACUAAAAUGUAGUAAUCAUAAAAGGAAAUUUAAAAUUGUCUGACGAUUAAGAUCCAACUGUUUUAAUUUGA
Molecule: messenger RNA, 1641 nt
Organism: Tetrahymena thermophila SB210
Lineage: Eukaryota; Ciliophora; Oligohymenophorea; Hymenostomatida; Tetrahymenidae
Exons: 1
Source: RefSeq, a predicted model, not a curated record